AUGAGCUUCCAAGAUGCCGAUGGAGGGAGAUAUUCGGGACGGUCGCGGUCCCAGUGGGGCCAGACCUACCAGGCGGGCGGCGGGGCCGCCUAUCGACCGAACACAUCGAGCUACAUGGGGGCGCCCGGCCAGGACUUCGAGAGGCUCUACCAGAUCGUGGCGAACAACAUCAAAUUGAUCAAUCAGAACGUCAACCAAAUCGCCACCAUGGUGAAGACGAUGGGCAACCCGAGCAGAGACUCGCACGACAUGCGAAUCAAGCUCAGGGAUAUGAUCGAGGACACAAAGAGGAUCGCUGCCGAGGCUAACAAAUCCUUCAAGGAUCUCUCACACUCACAGACCAUGAAUCCUGCGGAGGACAAGAGGAGGACGAGCAAGCUGAGGAACGAUUUCCAGGCGUGCCUGGAAAGGUUCCAGGACGUCUCGAAGGUGGCCAUCAACAAGUCCAACGAAACCGUUGCACCCAAGCCCACCAAGGGCGGGCUCCUCUCCAACCCUGCUCCGUUCAUGGACGAGUCUGAAGAUGAGCAGCACAGCCUCAUGCAGUCGCAGAAAAGGCAGCAGCUGAUGCAGCUCGAUGCCGACAGGGACUUCCAGAGCGCGCUCAUCGAGGAGAGGGAGGAGGGCAUCAAGCAGAUCGAGUCCACCAUCCAGGAGGUGAACGACAUUUUCGUCGACCUCGCCACGCUCGUCAACGAGCAGGCGGGCAUGGUCGACAACAUCGAGAGCCACAUCGAUUCGACCGUCUCCAACACGGGGCGGGGCGUGGUGGAGUUGCGGAAAGCUGCCGAGUACCAGCAAGCCGCGCGUACCAAGAUGUGCUGCCUGGUGGUCAUCAUCCUGGCCGUCGUUGCCGUGGUGGUCGUGGCCCUCGUCCUCGGCAUCUCUCUUUCCCUCCGCUAA
Molecule: messenger RNA, 903 nt
Organism: Acanthamoeba castellanii str. Neff
Lineage: Eukaryota; Discosea; Longamoebia; Acanthamoebidae
Product: Syntaxin7A, putative
Exons: 4
Coding region: 1-903 (300 amino acids)
Biological process (GO): intracellular protein transport; vesicle fusion; vesicle-mediated transport
Cellular component (GO): endomembrane system; membrane; SNARE complex
Molecular function (GO): SNAP receptor activity; SNARE binding
Source: RefSeq, a predicted model, not a curated record